GAAAAUGGAAAAGAAUCACAGCAUGGUCCGUCCGAAAAUAUAGCAAUGUACUUUAAAACUAUUGUGAGCAGAGCCAUCACUUUGAUUUAAUUCAGGCUUUAUUAUUAUUAUUAUUAUUAUUAUUAUUAUUAUUAUUAUUAUUAUUAUUAUUAUUAUCAUUAUUAUUAUUUAUUUAAGAAAAAACCCAGAAAAAACAUAACAAACGUCAUUCAAAGUAUAGUCUAUAUCUUUGAUGCUUAGACUCUUGCUCAUUGAUGCGGCAGUGAGAGGAGGAGGGGGGCCAGGGUCAGACGCAGCUGGUGGGUUCAUUUAAUUCAGUAUUGUGAGCGGAGGGGUCCGUCCUGUUAGAGUACAGGGCACUUGGGUAAACGUUUAGUUUAUGGUCACUGUUUCUAUGCAAGGAUUAGUGACGAAAAAAGAUUAUUAUAAAUCGUAAAGCUGCGCUUCUGUUUGUGCAGAUCAUUUCAGACUUCUGGCAAAAGUAUUCUGCUGAAGGAGUUUGGAGGAAGCUGCCUCACUGAAGGAUGGAGCCCCAGGAGUCAGAUGUGCAGUACAGCCGCUGGAAUGAGACCUGCCAGGAUGAAGUCAACAUCAAUGUCUCUUCCACAUCCACAGUAGAGGGGAUCUCCAAGCAGCUGUGCACAGGGACGCUUGGCAUUGCCAUGAAGCUGAUAGGAGCGCUUGUUAUUCUGAGCCUCGUUUUCAUCAUUGGAUAUGUCACCGGCUACUACAUACACAAGUGAAAAUAAUGGAUGUUUCAUUUGAUCACAGAGCAAAAACUUUAUGAGCUGUGCAACAAAAGAAAAGCAUUGUGCUCAGUGUGUAUCCACCAGCAGUUUGGGUUUGGUGCUUGUUAGAAUUGAUACCAUCAAGGCUCAGAAAGUAAACAGCUGUUCAAUUCUUAUGCUCUGCUAAAUCAGAAAUAUGUGCAACCAGGAGAGAAAAUGGGGAGGAAUAUUAAGUUGGGUUCACCUGACAAGUCACCAAUGAUAUGUCAGCUGGACCCAGAUAAAUAUUGAUACACAUUAAUUAAUACACAUUAAUUUGCUUUAUUGCAGGGAUUUAUAACUGCUACAUUCAAUCUGUCAGAAAUCUGGUCAAGUUAAGCAGAUAAAUAAAAGUUCUUGGGAUUUUUUCUGCUUUGAUACCUACCGUGUUCAUUUGCAAAGCCUGUAGCAUGUGAAAGAAAUUCAUUUCUUUACUGUUCUCUCAAUAUAUUCUUUAUCAGAAGGAUAUUAACAUUGCCAAGAAAUCGGUUUUAUCUUUAUAAAUAAUAAGAACCCUGAGUUCAGGUGACUGGACAUGUAGUUUUACUGUUCCUUUUUAUAGACUAUUACUGCCAAUCCUCAGUGUGAAGACUGUUUAUUCUGUAGAUGUAUAUAGAAAUAAUAGAAUAUCCUCGAUCUGUAUUUUAUCAAUGAUUUUCCAAUAAAUCAGCUUCAUAUACUCCUAGUAUCACGGUUGUUAUUGUUAUGAAUAAUAAAUAUUGCAUUCAAAUGUA
This is a messenger RNA of Acipenser ruthenus (sterlet), 1501 nucleotides long. RefSeq names its product small integral membrane protein 1. The record is from RefSeq and is a predicted model, not a curated record. NCBI's taxonomy places the organism in Eukaryota, Metazoa, Chordata, Actinopteri, Acipenseriformes, Acipenseridae. The transcript has 3 exons. The coding region runs from base 525 to 743 and encodes 72 amino acids.